This is a messenger RNA of Trichomonas vaginalis G3, 846 nucleotides long. RefSeq lists its product as uncharacterized. The transcript has a single exon. The record is from RefSeq and is a predicted model, not a curated record. The coding region runs from base 1 to 846 and encodes 281 amino acids. NCBI's taxonomy places the organism in Eukaryota, Parabasalia, Trichomonadida, Trichomonadidae.
AUGAUUCAACAUCCUGGAAUCAAGAAUGAAACAGCAAUUAUUUUGAAAGGACUUCAGGGAACAGGUAAAAACAGAUUUACAGACAUUAUUUCUGAACUUCUCGCUGGUUAUUCAUGUAAAAACAUUACUGAAAUAAGUGAGUUAACGGGUAAUUUCAAUUCAGUUGUUGAAAAUAAAAUGUUUCUUGUACUUAAUGAACUCAAGAAUGUUGGUGAAGACAGACUCGCAAACUUCAACGCUUUGAAAUCAAUUAUAACGGAUAAUGAGAUUAGAAUUAAUGAAAAGAAUCAACCCAGAAGAACUGCUCAGAACGUUGCAAACUUCAUUUUCGUAACUAAUAACGUUUACCCUGUCAAAAUUGAAGUUGGAGACAGAAGAUACGUAGUUUUAAGAGUUAAUGGUAAAUUCAAGGGUCAAUUUGAUUACUUCAAGAAUUUGAUGGAUUCAUGCACAAAGGAAUUUUAUGAUAACCUUUUAACAUAUUUUAUGCAAUAUGACCUUUCAUCAUUUAAUGUACGAAUCAUACCGAUGACUGAAGCCAAACAAGAUUUAAUUGAAUUAUCAACAAAUCCUUUAGAUGAAUGGAUAAAUACACAUUAUGAUGAAUUGAGUGCGGGUAUGAUGUGUAAAAAUGCUGUAUUCUGCAAACCAUCAGACAUGAAAGACAAGAAUUUUCAAAUGAGCAUUAAGGAUAAAUGUGAUAGGAAACAGAGAAGAAUAGAUGGUAAACAAACAUGGUGUUAUGUUUUGAAAGAAGAAAUGAAAGGAUUAUAUAAACAGGUUGAACCAAACGAUAAUGAGGAUUCAUUUACUGAUGAUGAAAUACCUGUAAAUGAGGCAGUAUAA